Molecule: messenger RNA, 2603 nt
Organism: Anastrepha ludens (Mexican fruit fly)
Lineage: Eukaryota; Metazoa; Arthropoda; Insecta; Diptera; Tephritidae
Product: proton-coupled amino acid transporter-like protein CG1139
Exons: 6
Coding region: 708-2282 (524 amino acids)
Biological process (GO): amino acid transmembrane transport
Cellular component (GO): vacuolar membrane
Molecular function (GO): amino acid transmembrane transporter activity
Source: RefSeq, a predicted model, not a curated record
CUCAGUGGAAUGUGCAAAUUUUGUCGACGAUGAAAUCGCUGCUCUGUGCUCGCUCAUCAGCGCAGUUCCACUCACGCUGAAACAGUCGAGGUCAGAUUUUCCGGAAAGACGGUACUUGCACUGGUGGUGCGCACCACAAAUAAGAAAACGAAAGAAAGAAAAAAAUACACAAAAAGCAAUAAAUAAUUCUCCCGCGCAGAGCGUCCGCGUUAUUCUCUAAUUGAAUUAAUGCAUAAAUGUAAUUUGUGAAAUUUGUAAAUCAAACUAAAAAUUGCACUUGAAUUUGUUAAAAUUGGCGACACAUUUCGUUCAGUCGCUUGCAAUUGUUGUUUGUAUGCCAAUCGUCUGCUUGGCGUUCACAGCCACUGGUAGUAAACACUGGACGCGCGUUCUUUUUUUUUGGAAUUUUGCCUAAAUUCCGCGUUCGAACGCGUUUAUGUCGCACAGUUUUUCGCGCUUAGCACCGGUGACCAGCGCAAGCGUUCAAACUGAGCUCGUCAAAGCCACCGAUUCCGCAGUACUCGCAACACGAGCUGCAAACGUUUACGACUGGCGGCAACAAAUACGGGCACGACAGCGGCGACAACACAGCGAAUGCGAUACGAAGGCAUAGCGGCGGGGGUGGGGUGCGUGACGGUGGCGCGGCGAAAGCCAGGAUACGCGAAACGCGUCUAUCGCCAGCAGCGCUCAGCAGACGUGAACUGAAGAUGGCUAUGCGCAAUGGUGCCGCAGCUGGUGCAGGAGCGAGUAGUUCUGGAGGACCACCACCAGCGCCUUCGACGGGCAUGGGAACGGCAAAUUUGUUGCGUAAAAUCCCGACAGUAUCGGCGAGCUAUGACAACGAGACGCACACCGGUUCGAGGAGUAGCGCGAUCAACUCGAGUCAGCCAAAAUUCAUACGUUCGGAUAUGGUUGAUGUGCCGGCUCAGCAGGCCGCCGGAUCCACGUUACCGUUGGUGUUGACGCGAAAAAAAGGCGACGAAGAGGAUGUCAAUUAUAAUCCGUUCGAGCACCGGAAAGUGGAUCAUCCCACCUCCGACAUGGAGACCUUAAUGCACCUGCUGAAAGGUUCGUUGGGCUCGGGUAUUCUUGCCAUGCCCAUGGCUUUCAUGAAUGCCGGUCUAUGGUUCGGUUUGGUGGCCACCUUUGCUGUUGGUGGUCUCUGCACCUAUUGCGUACACAUUCUCGUCAAAUGCGCGCAUAUCCUUUGUCGGCGGCGUAAGAUUCCCAUGAUGGGCUUUGCAGAUGUGGCCGAGCAAGCCUUUCUCGAUGGCCCGCCCGGUCUGAAUCGCUGGUCUCGUUUCAUACGUUUCAUGGUGAAUGUCUUCCUUGUGCUCGACUUAAUUGGCUGCUGUUGCAUUUAUCUGGUAUUUGUCGGAACAAAUGUGAAGGCGGUAUUGGAUGAGUACAUGGCCGAAGCGUUGAGUAUACGCUUGUGGAUCGUCAUCGUUACUUGUCCGCUACUGGUUAUGUGCUUGAUACGCAAUCUGAAAUUCCUUACACCAUUUUCGAUGAUCGCCAACGUGUUGAUGUUUAUUGGCAUCGUGAUUACAUUCAUUUAUGUCUUUGAUGAUUUGCCAGCACCCGAGGUACGUGAUGGCAUCGUGAAUGUUGUGCAAUGGCCACUCUUCUUCGGCACUGUGAUCUUUGCGUUGGAAGGUAUUGGUGUAGUGAUGUCGCUGGAGAACGACAUGAAGAACCCUACACACUUCAUUGGCUGCCCUUCGGUGUUGAACAUCGGCAUGGGUGUUGUCAUUUCGCUAUACACAUUGGUUGGAUUCUUUGGCUACUUGAAAUACGGACCAGAGACACAGGGCAGCAUCACGCUGAAUUUACCCAAGGAAGACAAAUUGGCGCAAUCUGUGAAGUUGAUGAUUGCUAUAGCGAUCUUCUUCACCUUUACGCUGCAAUUCUAUGUGCCAGUUAGCAUCAUUUGGAAGGGCAUUUCCCACAAGAUCUCCGAGGAGCGAAAGAACAUCAGCGAAUAUGCGCUACGUAUAGUCUUGGUGAUUCUUUGCGGUGCAAUUGCGGUGGCGUUACCCAAUUUGGGUCCCUUCAUUUCGCUGAUUGGCGCUGUGUGCCUGAGCACGCUCGGCAUGAUCAUACCGUCGAUCAUCGAGUUGGCUGUGUACCACGAGGAUCCCGGCUACGGGCGUUUCAAGUGGCGCUUAUGGAAGGACAUUGGGCUGAUUAUUUUCGGCAUAGUGGGCUUCGUAACUGGCCUGUAUGUGAGCAUACUCGAGUUCCAUGCAGAGUUCAGUGGCGACCAUGUUGGCUCAUAGACGCUGCUAAAUGAUGACCUGCAGUAUCACAAAAUCAUAAAGUUAAUAAUAAAAGAUAAUAAUAAUAUUAUAUAAUAUACAUACAUACAUACAUAUAUACAUAUGCAUAUAGUGUUAGUGACGUAGCGUAGUUUAAAGUUUUUAACACAAAAGGAAAGAGAAAAAAGAACACAAAAAAAAUAUAACAAAAACAUAAAAAGAAACAUUUAAGUUAACACAUUUCAACAAAAACAACACCAACAAAAAAAGCACAAAAAGAAAAAACUCAAUUUAGAAUUAUAAGCGUGGAAAUUACAAUAACAUUUAACUAAGAAACAAAAC